AUUUUGUAGUUCAGUGUGCCCUCUCAAUAUAUUCUGAUAUUAUUAUCCCAAAAAGCAUGACUUCCACACAGUAAAAUAAAACUAUCUUGGUAGCUAUAAAUUCCACACAAUCCCAGCUGCUACAUCAUUCAUUUGAUAAUCAAGUAGUUACACCCACCCAAAGAAUAAGAUCACCAAUGUCUCAUCAUGAAUAUGAUACUAAUCAAAAUCCAAUCUGCACCGUUGAUCCUUACGACUAUCUGAAGAUCAUCCGAAACCCAGACGGCCGAACCAUCACUCGUCACCUCCAAGUCCCAACCAAAUCGGCCUCACCGGAUCCAACCUCUCUCUCCCCAGUUCUAACCAAAGACGUCACUCUUAACCCGACCCAUAAUACUUGGAUCCGAAUAUUCUUGCCCUCAAAAGCCCUAACUAAUACUAAUAAUGAUGAUAAUAAGCUCCCUCUUAUUGUCUACUACCAUGGCGGUGGCUUCAUCUUGCUCAGCGCUUCUUCUUCUUUCCACCACGAUUUUUGCUCCGACAUGGCGGCUCAACUCUCCGCCGUGGUUGUCUCCGUCGAAUACCGCUUAGCCCCGGAGCACCGCCUCCCGGCAGCCUACGACGACGCCUUCGAGGCGUUGGAUUGGAUUAAAUCAACGGACGAGAUUUGGUUACGCGAGUUUGCUGACGUGUCUAACUGUUUUCUUAUGGGUACCAGUGCUGGUGGCAACAUUACAUACCAUGUUGGACUUCGUGCUUUAACAGCCGUCGAUGAACUUGCGCCGUUGAAGAUCAAAGGGCUCGUAUUGCAUCAUUCGUUUUUUGGUGGGGUCAAGAGGACUGAAUCGGAGAUAAGGUUGGUGAACAAUCCUGUUUUGCCUCUAAGCGGCAAUGAUCUGAUGUGGGAGCUUGCAUUGCCAAUUGGUGUUGACCGUGAUCACGAGUAUUCAAAUCCAACGGCUGAUGUUCGUCGUUGGUCUGAUAAUUGUGAUGGAAUUAAAGGGCUGGGAUGGCGUUUGUUGGUGGUGGGGUGUGAUGGUGACCCUCUGAUUGAUCGACAGGUGGAAUUUGUGGAAAUGCUUAAGAAAAAUGGUGUUGAUGUGGUUUCUCAGUUUAGCCAAGGUUAUUAUCAUGGGGUUGAGAUUGUGGAUCCAACUAAAGCUACAGAAUUAUUUGUUUUACUUACACAAUUCCUAAAUAAUGACAAUUCACAACUACCAAAAUUAAAAUAAACAUAUUGUUUCAGUACUGCUUCCAAGAAAAAAAAAAAGAGAAAUUAUUAUAUGUAUACAAUAAAUAAAUCAUAUAAUAUGUUUCUCAAAUAAUAAAGAUGAAAAAUCAUGUAAUGUAUACUUUAUUUAUUUUUAUUUAUUUUGCUUUGUGCCUUUUUUUUUAUUAUUAUUAUUUUAUUUUUUUUUUUGUAUUCUUUUAGUUUUCGCCUAAUAAAUAAGCUUGUUGUAUCG
Molecule: messenger RNA, 1442 nt
Organism: Cannabis sativa
Lineage: Eukaryota; Viridiplantae; Streptophyta; Magnoliopsida; Rosales; Cannabaceae
Product: carboxylesterase 1
Exons: 1
Coding region: 177-1211 (344 amino acids)
Molecular function (GO): hydrolase activity
Source: RefSeq, a predicted model, not a curated record